Molecule: messenger RNA, 1077 nt
Organism: Mesorhabditis belari
Lineage: Eukaryota; Metazoa; Nematoda; Chromadorea; Rhabditida; Rhabditidae
Source: the annotation of a GenBank genome assembly
AUGGGAUCUGCCUGUUCCACUAAUGCCGGAGUAAAGGCGGAUCCGGCACAAAUCGAGAAAAACAAGGCAAUUGAAAAGGAAAUUAUCGCGGAAAGGAAGAAGAAAGUACUCAAAUUAUUGUUAUUGGGUCCUGGCGAGUCCGGGAAGAGCACGACAUUGAAACAGAUUCGAAUUAUCCACGAUCAGGGUUUCUCCGAUUCGGAGAAGUUGGCUCGAAAGUUUAUCAUUUAUCAGAAUCUCGUCUCUGGUUGUGUCGAUUUGGUGAAAGCGAUGGAGGUGCAACGAUUAGCCUAUCAAAUGCCCGAAACUUUUGAGCUAGCUCAACAAAUUUGUAUAUAUUAUGAGGAGAAUAAAAACAAUGAGUUGAUCGAGAUCACGAGUCAUCUCGGUGACUGGAUUGGGAGGUUGUUGAUGGAUCCAUCAGUGCAAAAAGCUCUUUAUCGAGUCCCCGAGAUCUCUAUUGAUGAUGCGGCUAUUUAUUUCAUGCAAAAUCUGGAACGAAUACGAGAACACGAUUACAUUCCGACAACUGAAGACAUCUUGAAAAGUCGAGUGCCGACAACGGGAGUCAUUCAGUUCACGUUUCUAAUCAAGAAUUUUGUGUUUAGGGUUUUCGACGUGGGUGGACAAAAAGCUCAACGGAGGAAAUGGAUUCAUAUCUUUGAUGACGUGCACGCCGUACUUUUCAUCACAUCACUUUCUGAAUAUAAUCAAAUGCUAUUGGAGGACUCGAAAACGAAUCGAAUGCGUGACUCAAUCGAGCUUUUCAAUCAAAUCUGCAAUAAUCAAUGGUUUGCCGAAACGGCGAUGAUCCUUUUCCUCAAUAAAAUCGAUCUUUUCGAGGAGAAGAUUAAGAUUUUCCCUAUCAGUAUCGCGUUGCCGAGAUAUAAAGGCGCAAUGGAGUACCGUCCGGUGCUUGACUAUAUCACAAAGAAGUUUCGACAGCAAAACAAAAAUCCGAAACGGACGAUUUACACGCAUGAGACUUGCGCCACGGAUACACGACAAAUUCAGGUCGUAAUCGAUUCCGUAAUCGAUGUCGUCAUUCAACAAACCAUGCAAAAAGUCGGCAUUCAA